Arabidopsis lyrata subsp. lyrata is the source of this 210-nucleotide messenger RNA. RefSeq lists its product as uncharacterized. The record is from RefSeq and is a predicted model, not a curated record. Bases 1 to 210 code for a protein of 69 amino acids. NCBI's taxonomy places the organism in Eukaryota, Viridiplantae, Streptophyta, Magnoliopsida, Brassicales, Brassicaceae. The transcript has 2 exons.
AUGGAAAACGAAAAUGUAGCCCCCGUCGACCCCGGCAGCCCACUCUUCCUGUCCGGCGACGGUUUUGAGCCAGCCGGUGUUCUCUUCCCUCACGCCGUGUUUCACUUCCCUUCGAGGGAAAAGAAAGAGGCCUAUGACUUUAUGGACAAGGCAAACACUCGAGGCUCGCAUUGCUCGGGUGGAAAGGAAGGUGAGGGCCUUGGAAAGUGA